AUGAAACGCCAUUAUGUUGACACUGGGAAUGAGAAGGAUCUGCCCUAUAUCAAGGCUCCAUGCCAAUCUGCUGAGGAGUUGGAUGAUGUGACCUGGGUACCUUUGUGGAAGCAGGCAGGAGAUGUGAAGGAAGAAGAAUGUGCACCCGUCCCUGGACCUUCAAUAAGCAGAGCCCAAGACGCUGGCUUAGAGUUCAAGGCUCAUAGUCAGCAGGGGAGGAGUAGAACUCUCUCAGCUUACCAGUCUUGUUCACAGUAUUACUCUUGCUUCUCUUCCAUAACCAACCCAGAGGAGAACAAGUCUCAGCAAAACAUGUAUGCCUUUUACACCCGGGUUCGGACAGUCCGGGGUGUGGCUGUGGCCUGGGAGACAGAGUCUGGGUUUGAGCCAAUUGGUAUUAGACCUCGGGUAAGGGAGGCUGAAUUCCCAGAGAGGCAAAGGAGGGCCGACUCUCCCCCUGAAAGUAUUUCUACUAGCGACUUGGUCAGUGAGAUUGAUUCUUGGGAGGGAGAUGCCUUUCAGGAAUUUGAAGAGUCUGAGACACCAGUACCAUCAGAUUGUACCCAAGAGAUAAGGGAAACACCUGAUUGGCUGAUCACCACAAACUAUGGCCUCCGCUGCUUGGCCUGUUGCAGAAUCUUUCCCAACUUGGAAGGCCUCUUACACCAUGCCCAGCAUGGGAUCAAGGAGGGCUUCAGCUGUCAUAUUUUCUACCGGGAAAUGCUUCAGAGAAGACAGUUUCAGAAUCAGCUGCUGCAUCAACCACCAGAGGACCAGGAUCAGGGCCAGGCCCAUAGUAGUGAGCCUAGCAGAAAGCCUCAAGAAAAACGAAUCUUGCCAGAACUUGAAUGCUUAUCAGCAACAACAGCAAAUGAGCAGUGUUCCAGGAAGUCCUAUGUCAUCUCCAAGGGAAUGGAUCAGCAGAGAGAUCAAGAACAGAGCUAA
This is a messenger RNA of Vombatus ursinus (common wombat), 945 nucleotides long. It is a transcript of the gene FAM170B, whose product is annotated as family with sequence similarity 170 member B. Lineage: Eukaryota; Metazoa; Chordata; Mammalia; Diprotodontia; Vombatidae. Bases 1 to 945 code for a protein of 314 amino acids. The record is from RefSeq and is a predicted model, not a curated record. The transcript has 4 exons. Gene Ontology annotation, biological process: fertilization.